AUGGACAUGAACAUGGACAUGGACGUGGACGUGAACGUGGACGUGGACGUGGACGUGGACAUGGACGUGGACGUGAACGUGGACGUGGACGUGGACAUGGACAUGGACGUGGACGUGGACGUGGACAUGGUCGUGGACAUGGACGUGAACGUGGACAUAGACCUGGACGUGGACAUGGACGUGUACGAGGUCGUGGACUUGGACGUGGACGUGGACGUGGACAUGGUCGUGGACGUGGACGUGGACGUGGACAUGGACGUGGACGUGGACGUGGACGUGGACAUGGACGUGGACGUGGACGUGGACGUGGACAUGGUCGUGGACGUGGACAUGGACGUGGACGUGGACAUGGACGUGGACGUGGACGUGGACGUGGACAUGGACGUGGACAUGGACGUGACGUGGACGUGGACAUGGACACAUGGACAUGGACGUGGACGUGACGUGGACGUGGACGUCGACGUGGACGUGGACGUGGACAUGGACGUGGACGUGGACAUGGACGUGGACGUGGAUGUGGGAAGGGGAUGGGGGGAAGUAGGGAAGGGGAUGGGGGGAAGCAGGGAAGGGGAUGGGGGGAAGCAGGGCAGGGGAUACGGGGUAAGAGGGGAUAGGAUAGGGGGAAGCACGGCUAGGGAUACGGGGAAGCAGGGAAGAGGAUGGGGGGAACGUGGGCAGAUGCCGGGGAGAGAGCUGGGGGGAGGAUGGUGGGGAGCAGAGAGGGAAUCAAAACGCUAUGGGGAGAGGGAAAGAGCGGAUGGAAACGCGGAGGAGGACAUGGACGUGGACAUGGACGUGGACGUGGACGUGGACGUGGACAUGGACGUGGACAUGGACGUGGACGUGGACGUGGACAUGGACGUAGACGUGGACGUGGACAUGGACGUGGAUGUAGACGUGGACGUGGACAUGGACGUGGACGUGGACGUGGACGUGGACGUGGACGUGGACAUGGACGUGGACGUGGACGUGGUUGUGGACGUGGACGUGAACGUAGACGUGGACGUGGACGUGGACGUAGACAUGGACGUAGACGUGGACGUGGACGUUGACGUGGACAUGGACGUGGACGUGGACGUGGACGUGGAGGAAUUGGACGUGGACAUGGACGUGGACGUGGACAUGGACGUGGAAGUGGACGUGGACGUGGACGUGGAGAACUUGGACGUGGACAUGGACGUGAACGUGGACGUGGACAUGGACGUGGAGGACUUGGACGUGGACAUGGACGUGGACGUGGACGUGGACAUGGACGUGGGCGUGGACAUGGAGGUGGACGUGGACGUGGACGUGGACAUGGACGUGGACGUGGACGUGGACGUGGACAUGGUCGUGGACAUGGACAUGAGCAUGGACAUGGACGUGGACGUGGACGUGGUCGUGGACGUGAACGUGGACGUGAACGUGGACGUGGUCGUGGACGUGGACGUGGACGUGGACCUGGACGUGGACGUGGACGUGGACGUGGAGGUGGACAUGGACGUGGACGUGGACGUGGACGUGGACGCGGACGUUGACGUGGACGCGGACAUGGAUGUGGACAUGGACAUGGACGUGGACGUGGACGUGGAUGUGGACGUGGACGUGGACGUGGACGCGGACAUGGAUGUGGACGUGGACAUGGACGUGGACGUGGACGUGGACGUGGACGUGGACGUGGACGUAGACGUGGACGUGGACGUGGACGUGGACAUGGACAUGGACGUGGACGUGGACGUAGACAUGGACGUGGACGUGGACGUGGAAGUGGACGUGGACGUCGACGUGGACGUGGACGUGGAGGACUUGGACGUGGAUGUGGACGUGGAUGUGGACGUGGACGUGGACGACUUGGACGUGGACAUGGACGUGAACAUAGACGUGGACAUAGACGUGGACGUGGACGUAGACAUGGACGUAGACGUGGACGUGGACGUAGACGUGGACAUGGACGUGGACGUAGACGUGGACGUGGACGUAGACGUGGACGUGGACGUGGACGUGGUCGUGGACUUGGACGUGGACGUGGACGUGGACAUGAAGGUGGACGUGGACGUGGACAUGGACGUGGACGUGGAUGUGGACGUGGACAUGGACGUGGACGUGGACGUGGACGUGGACAUGGUCCUGGACGUGGACAUGGACGUGGACGUGGACAUGGACGUGGACGUGGACGUGGACGUGGACGUGGACAUGGACAUGGACGUGGACGUGGCGUGGACGUGGACAUGGAUGAACAUGGACGUGGACGUGGACGUCGACGUGGACAUGGACGUGGACGUGGACAUGGACGUGGACGUGGACGUGGACGUGGACGAAGACCUGGUCGUGGAUGUGGACGUGGACGUGGACGUGGACAUGGACGUGGACGUGGAUGUGGACUUGGACGUGGACGUGGACGUGGACAUGGACGUGGACGUGAACGUGGACGUGGACGUGGACAUGGACAUGGACGUGGACGUGGACGUGGACAUGGUCGUGGACAUGGACGUGAACGUGGACAUAGACGUGGACGUGGACAUGGACGUGGACGAGGUCGUGGACUUGGACGUGGACGUGGACGUGGACAUGGUCGUGGACGUGGACGUGGACGUGGACAUGGACGUGGACGUGGACGUGGACGUGGACAUGGACGUGGACGUGGACGUGGACAUGGUCGUGGACGUGGACAUGGACGUGAACGUGGACAUGGAUGUGGACGUGGACGUGGACAUGGACGUGGACGUUGACGUGACGUGGACGUGGACAUGGACAGCGGAUGGAAACGCGGAGGAGGACAUGGACGUGGACAUGGACGUGGACGUGGACGUGGACGUGGACAUGGACGUGGACAUGGACGUGGACGUGGACGUGGACAUGGACGUAGACGUGGACGUGGACAUGGACGUGGAUGUAGACGUGGACGUGGACAUGGACGUGGACGUGGACGUGGACGUGGACGUGGACAUGGACGUGGACGUGGACGUGGUUGUGGACGUGGACGUGAACGUAGACGUGGACGUGGACGUAGACAUGGACGUAGACGUGGACGUGGACGUUGACGUGGACAUGGACGUGGACAUGGACGUGGACGUGGACGUGGAGGAGUUGGACGUGGACAUGGACGUGGACGUGGACAUGGACGUGGAAGUGGACGUGGACGUGGACGUGGAGAACUUGGACGUGGACAUGGACGUGAACGUGGACGUGGACAUGGACGUGGAGGACUUGGACGUGGACAUGGACGUGGACGUGGACGUGGACAUGGACGUGGGCGUGGACAUGGAGGUGGACGUGGACGUGGACGUGGACCUGGACGUGGACGUGGACGUGGACGUGGUCGUGGACGUGAACGUGGACGUGGACGUGGACGUGGUCGUGGACGUGGACGUGGACGUUGACAUCGACGUGGACGUGGACGUGGACGUGGAGGUGGACAUGGACGUGGACGUGGACGUGGACGUGGACGUGGACGUGGACGUGGACGUGGUCGUGGACGUGGACAUGGACGUGGACGUGGACGUGGACAUGGACGUGGACGUGGACGUGACGUGGACUGGACGUGGACGUGGACGUGGACGUGGACGUGGACCUGGACGUGGACGUGGACGUGGACGUGGACUGGACGUGGACGUGGACAUUGACGUGGACGUGGACGUGGACGUGGACGUGGACAUGGACGUGGACGUGGACGUGGACGUGGACGUGGACGUGGUCGUGGACGUGGACAUGGACGUGGACGUGGACGUGGACGUAGACGUGGACGUGACGUGGACUGGACGUGGACUGGACCUGGACGUGGACCUGGUCGUGGACCUGGACGUGGACCUGGACGUGGACGUGGAUGUGGACGUGGACGUGGACGUGGACGUGGACGUGGACGUGGACGUGGAGGUGGACGUGGACGUGGACGUCGACGUGGACGUCGAGGUGGACGUGGACGUGGACGUGGAGGUGGACGUGGAGGUGGACGUGGACGUGGACAUGGACGUGGACGUGGACGUGGACGUGGACGUGGACCUGGACGUGGUCGUGGACGUGGACAAGGACGUGGACGUGGACGUGGACGUAGACACGUGGACGUGGACGUGGACGUGGACGUGGACGUGGACAUCGACAUGGACGUGGACGUGGACGUGGACGUGGACUGGGACGUGGACGUGGACGUGGAUGGACCUGGACGUGGACCUGGUCGUGGACCUGGACGUGGACCUGGACGUGGACGUGGACGUGGACGUGGACGUGGACGUGGACGUGGACGUGGAGGUGGACGUGGACGUGGACGUGGAGGUGGACGUGGACGUGGACGUGGACGUGGAGGUGGACGUGGAGGUGGACGUGGACGUAGACUUGGACGUGGACAUGGACGUGAACGUGGACGUGGACGUGGACCUGGACGUGGACGUGGACGUGGAUGUGGACGUCGACGUGGACGUGGACGUGGACAUGGACGUGGAGGUAGACGUGGAGUGGACGUGGACGUGGACGUGGACGUGGACAUGGACGUGGACGUGGACGUGGACGUGGACGUGGACGUGGACGUGGACAUGGACGUGGACGUGGACGUGA
This is a messenger RNA of Closterium sp. NIES-65, 4527 nucleotides long. NCBI's taxonomy places the organism in Eukaryota, Viridiplantae, Streptophyta, Zygnematophyceae, Desmidiales, Closteriaceae. The record is from the annotation of a GenBank genome assembly.